AUUUUUAUAUUAUAUCAAGACAUCCUUCAACGACUUGACAUUCAUUCUCUGUUGAACUUGUCUGCUAAAUUACCAGACGGCAGUCGCUACUAGUCGUCUAGUGACUAGUCCAAGCACCUACUUGUAUUUCCGGUUCUCCACUAAACAGGUCCAAAAACUUUGAUAUGAAUUCUUCUGAAAAGGAUGAAAUUCCAAUGUUGUCUGUUAAUCCUAAACAAUUAUCGGAUGAGUAUGAAGAUUCCACAUUUGAUAAGUUUCCAUCGUGGUCCAAAAGUGUCUCUAUGUCUGCCCGUAUGAGUUCUACAACAUCUUGGCACGAAAGUAAUUUUAUAGGGCGUACUUCAAGAAAUGAAAGACCUUCAUACGUGCAAAUGAGUGGUCCCUUAUAUGUUAAAAGCAAGCCAGAAAAUUUUUAUGAUGCAAAACUUGAAGUCCCAGGACAACAGGAUAAAUUGUUAUCGACUUACAAGCAUCCUACAAAUGAUGGAAUGAGCACAAGUGGAUUGGUGCACAAUACUCAUAAUGAUAAAAAUGAACAUUUGCUGCGAUCUGGUCAACUGGGAAUGUGCAAUGACCCAUACUGUACAACUUGUCCGUCAUAUUACAAUGAUAGGCCUCCAAAAGGAAAAAGGGGGAAAAUUUCUGAUUUAUAUGAUUCAAAGUUUCACAAUGAUCUCUAUGGAGAUGCUAAAGGAUGGGCAAAAAGAUUAUAUUCUUUUUUGCUUUCAUAUGUCCCAGGAGUUAUAAAUCCACAUGCUAAAGUUAUUCAGAAAUGGAACAGAGUUUUUGUCAUCUCCCUCCUUAUUGCAAUUUUCGUUGAUCCCUUGUUUUUCUUUGUGAUAUCCGUUUUAGAGGAUUCAAAGUGCAUAGUCAUGGACUGGGCCAUGUCAAUCACAAUGGUAGUUUUCAGAAGCUUAACUGACUUCAUUUACGUUUUCCAUAUUUUUCUUCAGUUCAGGCUGGCUUAUAUUGCUCCUGAAUCCAGGGUGGUUGGUGCUGGAGUCUUGGUUGAUGAGCCUAGAAAAAUUACCCUUCAUUACCUUAAAGGAUUUUUUCUGAUUGACUUUUUCGCCGCACUGCCGAUUCCUCAAAUCAUCAUAUUGUUUGUUCUUCCAAAAUCCCUAGGUUCAUCUGGUGCAAAUUAUGCAAAGAAUCUCCUUCGUUUUGCCAUUCUUGUUCAAUAUGUACCAAGAUUGAUUAGGUUUCUCCCAUUGUUGAUUGGGCAAUCAUCCAUUGGCCUCAUAUUUGAAUCAGCAUGGGCAAAUUUUAUUAUUAAUCUCCUCACAUUUGUUUUAUCCGGGCAUGCGGUGGGCUCAUGUUGGUAUCUUUUUGGUUUACAGAGAGUGAAUCAAUGUCUGCGAGAUGCUUGUCGGUAUUCUAAAAUUGAUUCUUGUAUGAACUUUAUUGAUUGUGGGUAUUCGCAACCACUACAACAUUCCAGAGCUAUUGGGUGGGAGGUCUGGACAAAGAAUAAAAAUGCUACCCAAUGUUUUAUACCAGAAAGUUAUUUUGAUUAUGGGAUCUAUAAAAAGGCAGUGAACCUUGUCACAAUAGAUAGUUUUGUGAAGAGAUAUAUAUAUUCCUUGUUUUGGGGAUUCCAGCAAAUUAGUACUUUGGCGGGCAAUCAAGAACCAAGCUACUUUGUUUGGGAAGUUCUUUUUACAAUGACUAUAAUUGGGGUUGGUCUCCUACUCUUCGCUUUACUGAUUGGAAACAUGCAGAACUUCUUGCAGUCUCUUGGUCGUAGGAGGAUGGAGAUGUCAUUUAGAAGGCGUGAUGUUGAGCAAUGGAUGAGCCAUCGUCGUUUGCCUCAUGAUUUAAAAAGGAAAGUCUUAGAAGCAGAACGUUACAGCUGGGCUGCUACUAGAGGCGUAAAUGAGGAGUUAUUAAUGGAAAAUCUUCCAGAGGAUCUUCAAAGAGAAAUAAGACGUCAUCUUUUUAAAUUUGUUGAAAAUGUCCGUAUUUUCACUCUAGUGGAUGAGAAAGAGCCUAUUUUGGAUGCUGUUUAUGAGAGGCUUAAACAUAAAACAUAUAUCAAAGACAGUGAAGUUUUAUAUCACGGAGGUUUGAUAGAUAAGAUGGUAUUUAUUGUACGAGGAAAAAUAGAAAGCGUUGGAGAGGAUGGUAUAGUAGUUCCCUUGUCUGAAGGAGAGGUGUGCGGUGAAGAACUACUUACAUGGUGCCUUGAGCAUUCUUCUGAAAACAAAGAUGGAAAGAAAGGUAAGAUUCCCGGACAGAGAUUAUGGAGCAACAGGACUGCAAGAUGUUUAUCAAAUGUCGAAGCAUUUAUACUUAGAGCUCGGGAUCUUGAAGAAGUUACAAGUCUUUUUCCAAGAAUACUGAGGAAUCCUCGUAUCCAAGGAGCUAUAAGGUAUGAAUCCCCAUAUUGGAGAUGCCUUGCUGCUAUGCGGAUUCAAGUUGCCUGGAGAUAUAGAAAGAAGCGACUGAACCGCAAGGCAGUUUCAUUUGUUUGAGAGGCACUCCCAAAAAGGGUCCUUUAUGCGCACCGAUCUGUUGGAGCUGAAAGGAAUACCAUCUGUAGAUAAACGUGCACAGUUCUCUUGCAGAUAAACAAAGCAUUAUGCACCUUGAUACAUGUAGCUCAUAAGUAGUUCCAUUUGAAUAGGGUGACUUGUAUUUUAUUGUGGCUUGUGCUCCUUUGUAGGUGACAAAAAAAUGAAAGACCAGAAAAUUAGAAGAAUAAUACAGGUAUAUAAUGAUAACUUUAUUGUAGGAAAAUAAUCCUUUAGUCUCGAGUAAAAACUUAUUGUUUAAGAAUAGAAAACAGAAUGGAUAACAAAAGGUAUAUAAUCCUUUGUUCCUUGUGUUUACAUUAUGCAAAUUAAAAUGGAAGUUUUAUAAA
This is a messenger RNA of Amaranthus tricolor (Joseph's coat), 2863 nucleotides long. Its product is annotated as probable cyclic nucleotide-gated ion channel 20, chloroplastic. Gene Ontology annotation, cellular component: membrane. The coding region runs from base 165 to 2474 and encodes 769 amino acids. The record is from RefSeq and is a predicted model, not a curated record. Lineage: Eukaryota; Viridiplantae; Streptophyta; Magnoliopsida; Caryophyllales; Amaranthaceae. The transcript is spliced from 13 exons. Gene Ontology annotation, molecular function: monoatomic ion channel activity. Gene Ontology annotation, biological process: transmembrane transport; monoatomic ion transport.